Scomber scombrus (Atlantic mackerel) is the source of this 3892-nucleotide messenger RNA. RefSeq names its product pyruvate dehydrogenase phosphatase regulatory subunit (gene pdpr). Gene Ontology annotation, cellular component: cytoplasm; mitochondrion; mitochondrial matrix. The coding region runs from base 92 to 2770 and encodes 892 amino acids. The record is from RefSeq and is a predicted model, not a curated record. NCBI's taxonomy places the organism in Eukaryota, Metazoa, Chordata, Actinopteri, Scombriformes, Scombridae. Gene Ontology annotation, molecular function: protein binding; oxidoreductase activity. The transcript has 18 exons.
GCCUGCUGUACCCAAACAAGAGUUUCUGUCAUAUCACUUCUGUCCUUUAAAUAUCACAACGACUGGGCUGGACUGAUUAGAAAGCACAGCUAUGUGCAGCUGUGUGCGGAGCUCCAGGGCUCUGUCCCCUGUCCUGCUCCCCAGGCUGCUGCUUCCCCAAACGGGCUACAGAUUGGCAGGCAGGGGCCUCUGGACCUCCCCCAACUGCAUGUCUGUCAGUGGAGACUCCCAACUACUCCCACUGCCCAGUCAGGCCCGUGUGGUGAUAUGUGGAGGAGGUAUUGUGGGAACAUCAGUAGCCUACCACCUGGCCAAACUGGGCUGGACUGAUAUUGUGCUGCUGGAGCAGGGCAGACUGGGAGCAGGAACAACCAGACUGUGUGCUGGCAUUGUCAGCGUGGCCAAGCCCAUCUCCAUUGAGGUUCGAAUGGCCAACUAUUCCAACACUCUUUACCAGCAGCUGGAAGAAGAGACAGGAGUCAAAACAGGUUAUGUGAAGACAGGUUCUUUGUGUCUGGCUCAAAAUCAGGAUCGUUUCAUCUCUCUGAAGCGUCUGGCAUCCAGACUCAAGGUAAUGGGGAUCAACUGUAACAUCAUUAAACCGAAGGAAGUGGCCAAACUUCACCCUCUUAUUAACAUUCAUGACUUAGUGGGAGCGCUCCACCUCCCUGCAGAUGCUGUGGUGUCUCCACCCGAUGUCAACCGCGCCCUGGCUGUGGCUGCUGCUGGACAAGGAGUUCAGAUCCUGGAGAGAACCAGUGUUCAGCAGGUUCUGGUAGAGAAGGGUCAGGUGAUGGCAGUGCAGACGGACCGCGGCUCCAUUGAGUGCGAAUAUUUUGUCAACUGUGCCGGACAGUGGGCUUACGAGCUGGGCCAGGCAGGUGAGAUGAAGGUGUCCGUUCCUCUUCAUGGCUGUGAACACUUCUACCUCCUCACCAAACCUCUCCAGGAGCAACUUCCACCCAGCACGCCAGUGGUGAUCGAUAUGGACGGCAGGAUAUACGCACGGGCGUGGCAAGGAGGCCUACUGUCAGGGGGCUUUGAGAAGAACCCCAAACCCAUCUUCACUGAGGGUCGCAACCAGCAGGAGAUCCAGAACAUGCAGGAGGACUGGGACCACUUUGAGCCAAUGCUCAGUGCCCUGCUGAGAAGAAUGCCAGGUCUCGAGGCAGCUGAGAUCCUUCAGCUGGUCAACUGUCCGGAGUCCUUCACCCCUGAUAUGCGCUGUCUGAUGGGGGAGACGCCAGGCGUCUCUGGCUACUAUGUGCUUGCAGGGAUGAACUCCUCGGGCCUGUCCUUCGCUGGGGGAGCUGGCAAGUACCUGGCGGAGUGGAUGACUUACGGCUAUCCCAGUGCGAAUGUCUGGCCUCUGGACAUCAAACGCUUCGGCAACCUGCAGAGCAGCCGAACGUUCCUGCGACACAGAGUGAUGGAAGUCAUGCCCUUGUUGUAUGAACUGAAGGUUCCUCGCUGGGACUUCCAGACAGGCCGUCAGCUGAGGACCAGUCCUCUGUAUGACCGUCUGGACACCCAGGGAGCACGCUGGAUGGAAAAACACGGCUUUGAAAGGCCCAAAUACUUUGUUCCUCAUGGGAAAGAUCUGUUAUCUCUGGACCAGAGUAAGACCUUCUACAAGCCAGACUGGUUUGACAUUGUUGGAGCAGAAGUGAAAUGCUGCAAAGAGUCCGUCUGCGUCAUCGACAUGUCCUCCUUUACCAAGUUUGAACUGACUUCAACGGGAGACCAGGCUCUGGAGCUGUUGCAACACCUGUGUGCCAACGACCUGGAUGUCCCUGUUGGACAUAUCGUCCACACCGGCAUGCUGAACGAAAGAGGGGGCUAUGAGAACGACUGCAGCGUGGUCCGCGUCAGCAAGAACAGCUUCUUCAUCGUCUCUCCAACAGACCAGCAGGUCCACUGCUGGUCCUGGAUAAAGAAACACAUGCCCAAUGACCCACACCUCCACCUAGAGGAUGUCAGUUGGAAGUACACAGCUUUAAAUCUGAUUGGACCUCGUGGAAUGGAUGUUCUGGCUGAGCUCUCAUAUGUUCCCAUGACACCUGAUCACUUUCCCUCCAUGUUCUGCAAGGAGAUGAGUGUGGGCUACGCCAACGGGAUCAGAGUGAUGAGCAUGACUCACACAGGGGAACCAGGCUUCAUGCUGUACAUCCCAAUAGAGUACGCUCUGCACGUGUACAACGAGGUGAUGUCAGUGGGUCAGAAGUACGGCAUUCGUAACGCAGGAUACUACGCACUGCGCAGCCUACGUAUAGAGAAGUUCUUUGCCUUCUGGGGUCAGGACCUGGAUACCUUCACCACCCCGCUGGAGUGUGGGCGAGAGUUCAGGGUCAAGUUUGAUAAGGACACAGAUUUUCUCGGUCGUGAGGCCUUGCUGCAGCAGCGUCAGGACGGCGUGUCUCGCCGCUUCGUCAUGCUGGUUCUAGAGGACCACGACACCGAGCUGGACCUGUGGCCGUGGUGGGGCGAGCCCAUCUACUGUAACGGUCAGCUGGCCGGCUCGACCACCAGCAGCGCCUUCAGCUACACCCUGGAGCGCCACGUCUGCCUGGGCUUCGUGUCUCCGCCUCCAGGCCCAGGCGGUCUCCCCACACCCAUCACCCCAGACUUCAUCAAUCGCGGGGACUACGAGGUAGACAUCGCCGGCCAGCGCUACCCAGCCAAAGCAAAGCUCUACCCGUUCAGCUCCCUCUUCACCCAGCAAAAACGCCGCAAGGAGGACCUGGAGCUCAGCAACCUCCAGGGGAAGUGAUGCGGAGUAAUAGAAGUCCUCUUGUGACUCUCCCCUCCAGUUCACCAAAUCCACUCCUGCACUUGCCUUGCAGUGCCAACCUAUCCUCCCCCUUUGAAAGUCCUAAACAGAGGGCUGAUUGCACAAUCACUCCUUGUCUCUCUAAUAUUUAACUUCCACAUUAUCUCCUUCGUAAGUGCAAUAUUUAAGAGGCACCAAAUGCUUGAGUUGUACAAAACGCACACAGCUGCCGGGUCACUACUGGAUCCAGCUGCGACAUGCUCCACACUCAAACACAGUCCACACAGUCUCAACGGCUGGUUUACUGAGGCAGUCCACAGUUAAGUGCCUUUAUCAAGGCAACAUCAACAGCAGCUGUUGUGGACUCUCUCAUUACAUCUUCUCCGGUAGUGUUUCAGUCACAGCAAAGGUUCAACACUACAAAGUCUGAUGUCGUCGACUCUACCGUCAUUAUACAGAUUGUGAAUUUGCUGCUGUAAAGAAUAUGAGUGACGUGAUGUGAAGAGUGACGUGGCCUCAUUCAGAUACACUAUCCACUCGUACCUGUCUACACGCUAUGAAAAAUAAAGGAAAUCAUCCUUCCCUGUCAGGAGGGGAAAAAAGACAGCGUGGAAAUGCAUCAAGAAGCCAGACGUAAUCAUUAGUGGUGAUUUUCGUGCCGCCCGUUACUCCUUCUCCUCCAAGCAGUCCUGUUAAAAAAAAAAAAAAAAAAAAGCUUCCCAAGCUUCCUGUAAAGCCUCUCCUGAUAAGGUCUUUAUCAUCAACAGUCCCGCUGUUUUUUUUGUUAUUUUUUGCAGUGUGAUGAGCUUGUUGUAAUGUAUUCACAGUAAUAUAAUCCGACCUAUUAUUUAUGUUUGGAGGUCGUUUGGAAGCAGCGUUGCUCUGUUGAUGUUGAAUGUGUGGCUGAUGUCAGGUGAUGAGGGGGAGUCUGGAAGGGAAAACUGUGAUCCUGAACUCGUUGGAUAGAGUCCACAGAUAUCUUCUAUCUAUUGGUGAUUUGAUUUUUAUUUUUUUUUUUGCCUGAUCCAGAGUUUAGAUGUUUGUGUAACAAAGAAAGGACUUCAUUGAGAUUUGAAAUAAAAAAACAAUGUAUUUUUGUAUAGCUAGUGUGUAUAAAAUCUA